GAGAAGUGAUUGAUAGAGAUAGAUAUUAUAUAAGUCGACGAAAGAUCUCAGAAACGGCUCACUUGCCAUUGGAUCAUCAUACAAAUACAAUACAUACAUACACCACAGGUAAAAAAUCUUCCAAAUGAAUCGAUCUGUGUCUGCAAUUCCCAUUGGAUGGGGAAACUAAUAAGUACAUAUAUUCUCAUGAUCGAUUAUUAUUUGAUUGGUGAAGAUCAGAGAAAAAUGGGUGCCGCUGAAAUGGAGGAAGAAGGUGCCCUGGAGAUCGGAAUGGAGUAUAGAACUGUCUCUGGUGUUGCUGGACCUCUUGUUAUCCUUGAGAAAGUUAAGGGACCUAAAUACCAAGAAAUUGUUAACAUUCGUCUUGGGGAUGGAACUACUCGACGUGGUCAAGUUCUUGAAGUUGAUGGCGAGAAAGCUGUCGUUCAGGUCUUUGAGGGAACAUCUGGAAUUGACAAUAAGUACACCACCGUGCAAUUUACAGGGGAGGUUUUAAAAACACCCGUCUCUUUGGAUAUGCUUGGACGCAUCUUUAAUGGUUCAGGGAAGCCCAUUGACAAUGGUCCACCUAUCUUGCCUGAAGCUUACUUGGAUAUUUCUGGAAGUUCUAUCAAUCCUAGCGAGAGAACCUAUCCUGAAGAGAUGAUUCAGACUGGGAUAUCUACCAUUGAUGUCAUGAACUCCAUUGCUAGAGGUCAGAAAAUUCCCCUCUUUUCUGCCGCUGGUCUCCCUCACAAUGAAAUCGCUGCUCAGAUCUGUCGUCAGGCUGGUUUGGUUAAGCGUUUAGAGAAGUCUGAUAACCUCCUUGAGGACCAGGAAGAUGAUAACUUUGCCAUUGUGUUUGCGGCCAUGGGUGUGAACAUGGAGACUGCACAAUUUUUUAAACGUGAUUUUGAGGAGAAUGGUUCCAUGGAAAGAGUGACACUUUUCCUUAACUUGGCAAACGACCCCACUAUUGAACGUAUCAUCACUCCUCGUAUUGCUCUCACUACAGCUGAAUAUCUGGCAUAUGAAUGUGGGAAGCAUGUCCUUGUUAUUCUCACAGACAUGAGUUCGUAUGCUGAUGCCCUUCGUGAGGUUUCUGCUGCUCGUGAAGAAGUACCCGGUAGGCGUGGGUACCCAGGUUACAUGUACACUGACUUGGCCACCAUAUACGAGAGAGCUGGACGAAUUGAGGGUAGAAAAGGUUCCAUCACUCAGAUUCCAAUUCUAACCAUGCCAAACGAUGAUAUCACACAUCCCACACCAGAUCUAACAGGAUACAUCACAGAAGGACAAAUUUACAUUGACAGGCAACUUCACAAUAGACAGAUAUACCCACCGAUCAAUGUUCUUCCUUCUCUAUCUCGGCUCAUGAAGAGUGCCAUUGGUGAGGGGAUGACUCGCAGGGACCACUCUGAUGUUUCUAAUCAGUUGUAUGCAAACUAUGCAAUUGGAAAGGACGUACAGGCAAUGAAAGCCGUGGUUGGAGAAGAAGCACUCUCGUCCGAGGAUCUGCUUUAUCUGGAGUUCUUGGACAAAUUUGAAAGGAAGUUUGUGGCACAAGGAGCCUAUGAUACACGUAACAUCUUCCAGUCGCUGGACCUGGCCUGGACACUCCUCAGGAUCUUCCCCCGUGAGUUGCUUCACCGCAUACCGGCAAAAACUCUCGACCAGUUCUACAGCCGAGACACCACCAACUGAUCAUCAUCCCAUGCUCUUCUCCAAAUUGCAUCUCUUUUUGUUUUGCUCCUUUGCGCUUUGGUUUGCACCUCUCUGUCCUCUCCCAAUAAAAAAGGUGACUGACCCAAUCGCCGGCUAUUCUUUUUUGAACAUUCUUGUAUCAUUUUUUUUUUAUCAUAUUUUCAUAAUAAAAAUAAAAUAAAAAACGUUGGAUACUUGAGCUGUUACCCUGGCCUCGGUUAUUCAUGUGCCUUUAUGGAUGCUCCUUAUGAUGAUGAAUUAAAUUACCAGUUUCACUUUCAA
Camelina sativa (false flax) is the source of this 1965-nucleotide messenger RNA. Its product is annotated as V-type proton ATPase subunit B2. Gene Ontology annotation, cellular component: proton-transporting V-type ATPase, V1 domain. Gene Ontology annotation, molecular function: ATP binding; proton-transporting ATPase activity, rotational mechanism. Lineage: Eukaryota; Viridiplantae; Streptophyta; Magnoliopsida; Brassicales; Brassicaceae. Gene Ontology annotation, biological process: vacuolar acidification; ATP metabolic process; proton transmembrane transport. The record is from RefSeq and is a predicted model, not a curated record.